Exaiptasia diaphana is the source of this 1184-nucleotide messenger RNA. RefSeq lists its product as uncharacterized. The record is from RefSeq and is a predicted model, not a curated record. The coding region runs from base 115 to 813 and encodes 232 amino acids. NCBI's taxonomy places the organism in Eukaryota, Metazoa, Cnidaria, Anthozoa, Actiniaria, Aiptasiidae. The transcript is spliced from 4 exons. Gene Ontology annotation, biological process: regulation of microtubule polymerization or depolymerization.
UUUUUCUAUUCACUUCUCGCAGAAAGCCAUUGUGGAGGAACUAGAGUACGMUUUAASGACUUUUCUCUCUUCUUUAUAACACCAAUAUUAACUUUGAGAAUUUCUCUGAUAAAAAUGGGUUGUUCUGCGUCAAAAGCUACGGAAGUUGUUGUUGCACCGAUGCCUUCAAAGCCACAUGUCCAACAGAACAAAUUAUCAAACGAAAAAGAUUCCGAUAGUUUACGUGGCAGUCAAGCCUCCAUCAAUUCAAACUCUACUCGCUCUGACAGGGAAAGUUCGGCUCGAUCCACUCGAACAACAGAUACUACAGACAGCGGUGUUUGUGAACUGGAUGAUAACCGCAAUAUCAUUACAGAAAAUUCAAGUGAAGAAGAAAUAAUGAAGUCUAAAGCAAACGAACGACCGAAAACACCAGAACUAAGCAUUGACGGUACUCCAGUAAAGCGAAGAAAAAGUCCAAAGCAGCGACUCUUGGAAUCCAGGGACUCAAAUAAUAACCUUAGCUCAUUGCCUCCCAUGGGAAUAAUAGAGCGUCCUCAAAGCCGAGGAGGUUUUGCUUUCGAUGUAAUGUUGGACACAGGAAAUGUGAAAAACAGACCAACAAAGUUAGCAUCACUUGAAAAGAGAAAGAAGAGAUCCAAGAGAAGGACGAAGGAAGAAAUAGAUCAAAAAAUUAAAGAGGCAAAUGACAGGAGAAAGGAGCAUGCAAAUCAAGUUAUAGAGAAAGCAUUAAUAUCCCGAAAAGAGAAACAGCUACGAGAAGCUAGAGCACUAGAUGACUUUGCCAAGAGACUUGAACAACAAGAAUCAUAAUAACAUUUAAUGUAAUUGCACAAAAAAAAUGAAUAAUUUAUAAACAAAUGUAUUAUAUUUGUAAAUAAGAAUUUUUUUACAAAAAUUUUAUGUGGCUUUMAAAAAUGUGCCACUGUUUUUUAUAUAAACGUUUUUUCCAAGGAAAAAAUAUUACCAAGUCAAGUAUUCAUGCAUGAUUSACUGCAAUAGGCUAUUUUCAUACUAAGAAAAUUUGUCAAACUUAGGCUAUAUUUAGAGUGACUUUCAAUAUUGUCUUUUGCUUGCUCAAGAAUAUUUAUCUUUCCUCUUUUGUUUGAAGAGAUCCAACUUUGUGUGGUAGAAAUGACAGACAAUAAACAAACCAGGAGGUAACUUGUUUACCACAGAAGAAA